This is a messenger RNA of Cladophialophora psammophila CBS 110553, 861 nucleotides long. RefSeq lists its product as uncharacterized. Bases 1 to 861 code for a protein of 286 amino acids. The transcript has a single exon. Lineage: Eukaryota; Fungi; Ascomycota; Eurotiomycetes; Chaetothyriales; Herpotrichiellaceae. The record is from RefSeq and is a predicted model, not a curated record.
AUGUCGAACUUGUCACACGCGAAGAUCACCCCCCGCCCUUCCAAGACCCGAGGCGCAGCCAACCAUGGCUGGCUCGACACCAAACAUACCUUCUCCUUCGCUGGAUGGUACGAUCCUAGAUACAUGCAAUACGGAUCUCUCCGCGUCUUGAACGAAGAUCGCGUCAUGCCUGGCGAAGGGUUCCCGACACACUUCCAUCAAAACGCCGAAAUCUUCUCCUACGUGCUGUCGGGCGAACUGACCCAUCGCGAUUCGAUGCAAAAGAAGGGGGCAGAAUCUGACGACAAGGACAAAUUUUACCGCUUGCACCGCGGGGAUGUGCAAUUUACCACGGGCGGAAAGGGCAUUUCGCACAGCGAGUACAACGAACAUAACAAGGACUGGGUGCACUUUCUCCAGAUCUGGGCUUUGCCAUGGAAGAGGAGCCUGCCGCCCAUCUACCACACCAGCACCUUUUCGGACGAAGACAAGCGCAAAGGCUUUGUCACCAUCAUCACCCCAUUGAAGGCAGGGCCCAAUGCCACAUUGGAGGACGAGAAGGCAGCCAUCCCCGCCAAAGAGGGCACGAUUCCCAUUCAUGCCGAUGUCGUAUUUAGUGCAGGCAUCAUCCCCACGAACACUACAUUCAACUAUCAGAUCGGCGGCGGAGAUGUCGUCACAUCCAAGGUCGACCGAAAAGUCUACAUCCACCUGCCGGAAACGAAAGGUGGAAAGGCCAAGGUCCGGCUGGACGGACGAGAGGACGCCAUCCUCAAAGAAGGAGACGGUGCCUAUGUGAGUCAUGUCAACGCGGGAGACAUGCUCAAGGUUGAAAGCAUUGGAGACGCAGAGGCGGAGGUUGUGGUUAUCGACUCGGAGUAA